AUAGUUUAAUUAUUUAAUGAAAUUAAGUCAUUACUCAUUACUACUUCUAUUUCGGCAAUUAUGCGUUUUGCUGUCACCUUUCAAACCAAGUCAAGAUACGGAGAAGAGAAGAGAAGCCUGUAAUUAAAGGAGGCUGGAUAGUAAACUUAAUUAUUUAAGUUGAUAUUAGAAUUUUUUACCUCUGAUUUUUUCCAAUUAUUGUUUGUCAAGAAAUUGAGAUAGUCAUUUUGGUAGUUAAAUGUUUGAAAUCUCACUUUUGUUUAAGAAGCUGAAGGGAUAUUGGUAAUCUUUCUAACAACUAUAGGUUGCCUUGACAGGGAAGUGUGGAGGUCGAUAAUUAAGCUUUGAAGAAACUCGAUACUACCGAGGAUGGCAAGCGAUUUUGCUCGAUUCAUUGCCAAUUUGAGGCAGUCACUUUUCGACGAGAAACUCCUUGAUCAGCAAUUUCUUCAACUGGAGCGUUUGGAAUCCAACAAUGAGGGCUAUCUUGAGGAUGUUUGCGCUGACUAUUUCAAGGAUGCAGCUAAGUUUGUUGACUUAAUGGUGCCAGAACUGCAAGGACCUCCCUACGAUGCCCAUUCUAUAGAGAGCCUCCUUCAUCGGUUCAAGGGAAUGGCCAUUGGUAUGGGAGCUAUAAAAGUAACGCAUCAAAUCGAUUGCAUGAGGGAACACCUAAAGCGUGGAGAUUUUGAAGUAUGCAAGAUUGCGUUUGAGCGUAUUAAGCAGGAGAAUGAGUUCUUGCAAUUCAGACUAGAUAAUUACUUCAAGCUGAGGAAGCAAGCUCCACCUGCUGAGAUAGAGGAUCAACCCGAGUAUGGAUAUAUGGAUACUGACAGCGAGUAGGAAGUGGCAUCUCAGUCAGUCAAUGCCUUCAGAAGAUAAGUCAAUAAAGUAAUGGAUAUGCGAGUAGAUGUAGUCGAUAAACGUAUGGAAAUAAAUGGGAACAAGAGGAAGCAACUUCAAUCUGCUUUCUUUGUAUUCCUGAUUGUAGUGUUAAUAACUUGAGUCACUGAUCUCAGGUCUACUUUUGGUCAUUAUGACUUCUAUAAUCUAUUAUCAUGUUGCUAAUGCAAGUUUC
This is a messenger RNA of Nicotiana attenuata, 1078 nucleotides long. Its product is annotated as histidine-containing phosphotransfer protein 4-like. Gene Ontology annotation, biological process: phosphorylation; cytokinin-activated signaling pathway; phosphorelay signal transduction system. Bases 370 to 843 code for a protein of 157 amino acids. Lineage: Eukaryota; Viridiplantae; Streptophyta; Magnoliopsida; Solanales; Solanaceae. Gene Ontology annotation, cellular component: nucleus; cytoplasm. The transcript has 7 exons. Gene Ontology annotation, molecular function: histidine phosphotransfer kinase activity; protein histidine kinase binding. The record is from RefSeq and is a predicted model, not a curated record.